This is a messenger RNA of Macrobrachium nipponense, 3255 nucleotides long. RefSeq names its product murinoglobulin-1-like. The record is from RefSeq and is a predicted model, not a curated record. Gene Ontology annotation, molecular function: endopeptidase inhibitor activity. NCBI's taxonomy places the organism in Eukaryota, Metazoa, Arthropoda, Malacostraca, Decapoda, Palaemonidae.
AUGGCUCUGGGCAUGAACGCCGGUUACACUGGGCAGGAACUCACCCAGUGGGUGACAGGGCAGACGGACGAACUGCUCCUGCAAGAGAGAGCCGCCAGAGAAGAAGAGAGGAAGAAAAGAGAAGCAGAAAGGAAGGCACGAGACCAGGGAAACCACAUUGUGCGCCUGGGCGUAGUGACCCAUUUCAUGAUGUUUAUCAGUCGACUGCAGGAUGUGACCUCGGACGGAUCGUCCAACCACAGCCUUCCUGUUAGGCCUAUCCAGGGCGUGAGUGGCGCGCCGAUCGACCCCAGGCCUCAGCAAAGCCAGGCCACGCUUUUCUACAAAAGAGCCACUGAACACGACAUCCAGGUGAAGGUGACUAAACUAGGUUCUCCGACACCCGAGGGCGAUAUUGUUACAGUAUGUCCGGGCUAUGGCUAUCCUUGUAAAAACUACACAGUGGAUGAAUCCGGUAUAAUCAACGCCAUCAUUCCUCCUCACUAUUUUGAGGAUUACUCAUAUUUAUAUUUGUGGGUAGAUGCCCUCGGUGAAUCUCAGGGAGGCAAUUUGGGCUGGAUUCUCAGCCUGGGGUUGCUGCCUAAGUCACACGAAUGUUCAACUAAUGGAGAAACAAUCACAAUCCCUGUGAUGUUUGUGGCUAACGGUACUUCUUCCAUCGUUCUACACAUCCAGGUGUUCUCGAGAGGUCAGAUCACCUACACCAGCGAAGAAGUCCACGACUUGAGUCCAAAUGACCUCCCAAUCAACAACUCAGAUCUUCUGAAGCCUUUGCAACCACUCAAUGACAGCAGCCUCAUCAGAGGAUACUUCAACAUUGACAUUCCCUUAGGGCCAUUGACUUCGCCUUAUCUUAAGGUCCUGAUAUGGUACUCCCGCAGCGAUGGCGAGGUCGUAUCAGCCUCUGCAAGCGCAGACGUGAGCAAAUGUCUCAGGAACCCGACCUCUCUCAGGUGGGAUACGAAAACAGACGCUUUACCCUCUCCAAAGGAUGACGUCAGUCUCGUCCUUUCGUCUGCGCCGAGCUCAGUCUGUGGCUUAGAACUGACAGCAAUUGACAAGUCAGGCAAAAAGACGCCUCAUGAAUACUACCUUCUGAAGAAGUAUGAGAUCCUCAAGUGUGGUGAUGUUCUCAAGUUGAUUAGAAGACGGACUGCCAAUGAAGAUCCUAUCUAUUUUGCUACAUUGGAGGAUACAUUCGACAUUAUUAAGCGUGCUCAUAUUGCAACUGGCCACGGAGGAAGGGCGAUAAAGAUGGAGGCCGGAGUGUAUGUUAUAAACGAUCUGACGCUGGAAACAAGGCCGUGUCGGUACUAUUAUCAGUAUGAUUAUGGAUACGCUGAGAAUGAAUAUGUGGGUGGAGGUGGAGGUGGAGGUGGUGGAACUAGCAGUGACUUUAUGGGUGGAGGCGUAUUAGCCGAAAGUCCGGGAAAAGUGGAACUGGAGAGGACCUACUUGCCCGAAACGUGGCUGUGGGAAAUCAUUGUUAUCGGAAUAAGCAUUAUACUGCAGCACUGCGAACGCCUUCCGACCCUGUCACAGCGAGACGACGGCGAGACGGCGAAAGAGGUCGAACUCCCGGACACGGUGACGACGUGGGUGGGCGAGGCCGUCUGUCUCCAUCCAGAGUUGGGCAUCGGACUAAGCCCCAAGUCCUCCAUCACCUCCUUCGUGCCCUUCAUCCUGGACCUCAGUCACCCAGCCACGGCCCGCAGGAACGAGAAGGUCCCCGUCCUGGUCUCCGUCUUCAAUUACCUGGCCGAAAAUCUGCCUGUGACCGUUGAGUUGCUGCCAAGUGCUGAACUCACGUCUCCGACAUAUUCGACGAAGACCUGUGUCUCUGGCAGCGGAAAGGAAGUGAUGAAGUUCCUGGUGGUGCCUCUGGAAGCCGGGGACGUCAACCUCUCCAUCAGUGCCUCCAUAGACACUGCCGACGGAAGUUGUGGCGGGACAGUUGACAUAGCAAGGAGCGACACCGUCAUUCGCCCUUUGAAAGCGAAAUUCGAAGGAAUAACUAAAGCAUCAACACAUGGGCAUUACUUGUGUGGCAAUGAAAGCUCCUUUACAUGGCCCGUCGAGAGUUACCCAGGAGCAGUCAACGGCUCAGAUAAAAUUUCCAUCUCUGCUUCCGCUGACCUCUUAGGACCGACCCUUGAGAACCUAAGAAACCUAAUCCGAAUGCCUUAUGGCUGUGGUGAACAAAAUAUGUUGAACUUUGCCCCACACAUACACGUGAUGCAAUACCUGGUAUCGUCAGGUCAGCUCACUCCCAGCGUCAAGGAUCAGCUUCACUAUAUGAAAACAGGCUACCAGCAAGAGCUACUCUACCAGCACACUGACGGAUCUUUCAGCGCAUUUGGUAAUUCGGACGCCUCAGGAUCCACUUGGCUCACAGCAUUCGUGCUGAAGUCCUUCAGUCAAGCCGAAAGUUACAUUACUGUGGAUGAAGAUCUCCUCCUUUCAUCCAAAACUUGGCUACUGUCGCUUCUAAGUGAGGACGGCUGCUUCCAAUCCGUCGGCUUUGUGAUUCGCUCCGAUAUGCAGGGCGGCGUCGAUGGUUCAGAAGCGUCGCUCGCGCCUCUCACAGCCUACGUCCUCAUAUCUCUUCUGGAAGGGAAUCUAACAGUGGAUCCGCAGGUUAUAGCAAAUGCCGUCACUUGCAUCACCACAGCCACCACGAGCAACAGCACCUAUAUCAAGGCCCUGACGGCAUACGCUCUCUCCUUGGCAGGCGACAGCAGCGCUGCUGUUACGCUCAUUUCAGAUGUGUACAACAGUUUGACAUCAGUUGAAGCAGCAGCCUACCUCCUUCUGGCCAUGCUGAGUGAAAAUCCAGGAUCCUACACUACCUGGGAGUCCGAUAUUGCCAAGCUUAUAUCAACUUACCACAAUGGACAGGGAGGCUUCGUCUCGACGCAGAUUAGUUCUCUUGUGGUUGCUCUGCAGUCCUUGGCAGCCUUCAGUGAAGCCUUCCCGCAGACAGAAACAGACCUCUUCAUAUCAGUCACUGCUGGAAGUCAGUCGUUUGACACUGAGAUAAAUUCAGAGAACCGUCUUCUCCUGCAGACCAGCUACGUCACGGACGAUCCACCUUUUGCAAGUUACUGUGACACCGUCUGGGAGUGGAUGCGCUCUCGCCACGACAACCUGAAUCUUCAGAUUGAUCCACCAGUACAACGUCCAAAAGAAGAGCCAGAGCUCUUGCUUUUGCAGUGUCUGUCAAGACAGUCCGAGAAAACAAAACUGCUCUUCUAA